Molecule: messenger RNA, 428 nt
Organism: Mastomys coucha (southern multimammate mouse)
Lineage: Eukaryota; Metazoa; Chordata; Mammalia; Rodentia; Muridae
Product: 40S ribosomal protein S26-like
Exons: 1
Coding region: 1-357 (118 amino acids)
Biological process (GO): translation
Cellular component (GO): ribosome; cytosolic small ribosomal subunit
Molecular function (GO): mRNA binding; structural constituent of ribosome
Source: RefSeq, a predicted model, not a curated record
AUGACCAAAAAGAGAAGAAACAACGGUCAUACCAAAAAGGGCCGUGGCCAUGUGCAGCCAAUUCGCUGCACGAACUGCACCCGGUGCGUGCCCAAGGAUAAGGCCAUUAAGAAGUUUGUCAUUCGGAACAUUGUAGAAGCCGCUGCUGUCAGGGCAUAUCUGAAGCAAGCAUCUUCGAUACCUAUGUAUCGAAGCUUGCUUCCCAAGCUCUAUGUCAAGCUGCAUUACUGUGUGAGCUGUGCCAUCCAUAGCAAGUUCGUCAGGAAUCAAUCCCAGGAAGCCCAGAAGGACCAGACACCCCCACCACGAUUCAGACCUGCUGGCGCUGCACCAGGACCUCCACCAAAGCCCAUGUAAAGAGGUGGUUUUGCAAGGGCGGAAGGAAAACUUCAUGGAAAAAUAAAAUGGAAGUUCUACUUUAAAAAAAA